Molecule: messenger RNA, 1602 nt
Organism: Suncus etruscus (white-toothed pygmy shrew)
Lineage: Eukaryota; Metazoa; Chordata; Mammalia; Eulipotyphla; Soricidae
Gene: C6H1orf141
Product: chromosome 6 C1orf141 homolog
Exons: 10
Coding region: 1-1602 (533 amino acids)
Source: RefSeq, a predicted model, not a curated record
AUGGCGGAACAAAUCAUAGAGAAGUUAAAGAGAUUGGAUGAGCAAGUUGUGCUACUAUUGGCCAGAAGAGCAAAGGAAAGCAAUCAGAAUCUAGCAUGUAAGAAGACUUUGGUUACACCUUUGACAUUUGAUUUUGACACGGAAUAUGAAGAGACUAUUACUACAUCUAAACCUAAGACGGUCUCAAGAGUCACCAAAGAGAAGCCAAAUGUCAUUAAGAGACAAAAAAGGACUCUCUCUUCCAGAACAAAGCCUGAAUCUAGAAAGAACAAUUUUGAAACGUUAAGUUUAAGAACACGCUUAGUGGCAUCAAAUAUUAAGAAACCAGAAAGAAAUCCAGAAGCUCAACCUAAAAAAAUAACAGGUGAAACGCCUGAUUUGAAUGAUGAUUCAGAAGAUUCCUUAAACGAAAGGAGUACACUUCUUCCCCAGAUGAUCGAUCUCAGUACCAAGGAAAAUGAAUCUAUUCCAAAUGAUCAAAUAUGUAGGUGUACAGCAAGAGAGAAAACCCCGCUGACUUUGAGCAUGGAAAAUGAGCUGCAAAAGCUUAAUUGCAAGAUAAUCUCCGUGGGUUCAGCCAAGUCAGAAAGCAUUGUGGAGCAGCAUGCAUCAAAACCCAUAAUUUAUCACGACAUUGAAUUUGUAAAAGAAUUGAUUUUGACCCAAAAUGGGCAAUUUUCCCAACCUCUGGGAAGUAGAAAUAUUUACCCAUGCAAAAGAGUAAAUGUUGCUUUAGGGAGACAUCAUGAAAUUUCUGAACCUUUUGUUAAGGAUCAAUCUGUUACUCCUAUUUCCAAAAAAACUAGACCUACAACAUGGAAAAAUGAUAGAGACCGAGAAUCUCUGGACAUGAGCAGUAUGACUAUAGUGGACAAACAAAGCCAGGCACUUAGUGAUGAGACACCAGAAAAAGUAUUUCAGGAAAAAAUGCACAAUUUCUCCCAAAGUCUUUUUGACUUAAACAAAAAAUAUGUGGGUUCCCACUAUCAAACCAUUCUUCUAGCAACUAGUGCUAAAACUGGCAAAUUUGAAAGAAUGUUUUCUGCAGAGAAACUAGUAAGAAUGCACAAAUUCAGUGCACCACCUACUCCAUAUUACUCUAAUCCAAUAAAGAGAACACUGCAAGUACAUUUUGUAAGUACUAUAACGCCAUUGGAUGACUUGUUGACAUCCUCUUGCCCGUUCCCUUGUGGUUAUUCCAAAGUCUCCCAGUUGGCUCAAAUUCAUGACUGCACCCUGCCCACCAGUCCUGAGAAUAGAGUAAAAGCAAAACCAGUCACUGCUGAAUCUUCCGUCUGUUACAAGGGUGACUGUGAACUCGAGGGGGGUGGAAGAAUACCCAAUCCUGGAGUGAGCGCCAAAGAACUCUCAAUAUUUUUUGAAGGCGGUAGUUAUCUAGAGAAUACGGCCGCGCAGUCCUCCACCCGGCCCGCACCCCGCAAUCCAGAGCCAUCGCCGCCGCCCGGGCCCCAGACGCCCUCAAACACCCCCCGACACCCCAGCUCGGCCCUGCCCCUGCCUUCCCUCGGUUGCACAAUGGCGGGGCAAAGUCUCCCGAGGGUGGGAAUUGCGGCCUUUGGGCGGGGACGCGCGGCGACCUAG